CGUAGAUUUUUGAAACUGAAAGACAAAUUGUGCAUGAACUAAUAACUUGAAAUGAAAUUUAGCCAAUUUCACAAAUAAAGUAUUGGUAGAAAUUUAUUUAAAAAAUAUGCUUAAUCAAAUCGGAGGCAUCUUUUUUUGGGGGGAGGCAAUAACUAAGUACAUGCCUAUAAGCAGAGUAGUGGGUAGUCUGAUAUUUAAUUAUACUUGUAUCCAUCUUAAUUAAAAAGAAAUACUGGUAAUAAGAGAGGAAUUGUUGUGUGAUUCUACAAAUGGCGAGACUAUCUUCACCAAAUUUCUUAUUCCUUGUCGUCAUCCUCUUGGUUUCUUGUAAUGAGACAAGGGUAUUAGUUCCGAGCGAGGCGAAACAUUUAUGUGACAAAACGGAGAACGGUGGAUGCUCGAUUAGCAGGCCUGGCACAGAAUGCGAAGCCGAUUGCAAGAGGAAAGGCUUCGACACUUAUCAGUGCACAUUUCCCAUUCAAUUCAUUAGUCCCGGGUGGACGUGCUGGUGCCAUAGAUGGUGUGAUGAUCAAAACGACCAUCACCGCAACAAAGACUACAACACCGUGAUGAACCAGCCUGCACAUCUCCAUAUAUCACAAGUAGGCGGAGGGGGAGGAGCUUGUGGCGACCUCUAAAUGAUCAGAUUGAAUGCGUAGUAUGAGUCACUUAAUAAAUUCUUUGAGAUACC
Messenger RNA from Cuscuta campestris, 691 nucleotides. Lineage: Eukaryota; Viridiplantae; Streptophyta; Magnoliopsida; Solanales; Convolvulaceae. The record is from the annotation of a GenBank genome assembly.